AUGAACAAUCUCACUGUCGUCACUGAGUUCCUCUUCCUUCGGCUGUCUGCUGACUGCCACGUCCAGGCUGUGCUUUUUGUGCUGUUCCUGGGGAUUUACCUCCUGAUCCUGAUGGGGAAUCUUGGGAUGAUCCUGGUGAUCAGAGGGGAUUCUCACCUCCAUACCCCCAUGUACUUCUUUCUUGGACACCUGUCCUUUCUAGAUAUCUGCUUCUCCUCAGUCACCAUGCCUAAAGUGCUACAGAACUUCCUGACUCAGAAGAAAAGCAUCUCGGUGUGGGGAUGCAUUACCCAGAGUUUCCUUUUUCUUCUCUCUGGGUGUACUGAAGCCAGUCUUCUCUCUGCCAUGGCCUAUGAUCGCUAUGCUGCCAUCUGCCACCCUCUGCUCUACACCGUGGUCAUGAAUGGGCCUCUCUGCACUGCAAUGGUCGGUGCAGCAUGGAUGCUGGGGUUCCUGAACUCACUAGUGAACAGUCUUGUCAUCCUCAAGUUACACUUCUGUGGGUCCAUCAUCCCCCACUUCAGCUGUGAGCUGCCUUCACUCUUCCCUCUGUCCUGUACUGAUCCCACUGCCAAUAUGUUACUUCUGUCGGGAUCCAGUGCAUUUCUGGGGCUGCUGACACUUCCCUUGAUCCUCUUCUCCUACUCCAGAAUCAUUUCUGCCUUACUGAGCAUCUGCUCCUCUGAAGGCCAAGGCAAAGCCUUCUCCACCUGCUGUUCCCACCUCACCGUGGUGCUCCUGUUCUAUGGGACAGCUCUAUUCAGGUACAUCAGCCCUGCCUCGGGCUCAGUGUUGGAACGAGUGGUCUCCAUUCAGUACAGUGUAAUGACGUCUUUGCUGAACCCCCUCAUCUACAGCCUGAAGAACCAGGAGGUGAAGGCAGCUCUGCAGAGGAUGAUGAGGCAGCAAAUGUGCUCCACAGAGGAGGGAGUCUCUGUGUGGUGUUCAGCCAAAGGAUGGGGAGGAGGAAUCUUCAGAAAUACCUUGAGAAGAAAAAAGACAUUUUAG
This is a messenger RNA of Galeopterus variegatus (Sunda flying lemur), 1008 nucleotides long. RefSeq names its product olfactory receptor 8S1-like. Gene Ontology annotation, molecular function: G protein-coupled receptor activity; olfactory receptor activity. Gene Ontology annotation, cellular component: membrane. Gene Ontology annotation, biological process: G protein-coupled receptor signaling pathway. Bases 1 to 1008 code for a protein of 335 amino acids. The transcript has a single exon. The record is from RefSeq and is a predicted model, not a curated record. NCBI's taxonomy places the organism in Eukaryota, Metazoa, Chordata, Mammalia, Dermoptera, Cynocephalidae.